AUGAGGCUGCUGUCCAAGGUUUCAGAACCUCCCUCUCCAGAGAGCUCCUAUGGAAUGAAGCGCCCCUGCAAUUCAAGCACCCAAGACUCGAACGACGAAAAGUCAAUUCCACAAGUCACCCGCUCCGAAACAGCCAUCAGUGGAGUAACGGACAUGAAGAGUGCCAAUAGAAUCCGCUACCAUGCCCGAGAAGCAAAGGCCGAGGCCGACAAGGCCAACAGAGCCUUAGAAUACGCCAAGAAUAUGCAUCAAAUGGCCGAACGAAGCAUCAAAGCGGCUAUAGCGCUCCUUGAAGGGGACACACUUCCAGGGAGAGAGCUGCAAAGAAGGCCUAUGAUGAGGCAGAUGCAGAAGCAGAAGGCCUGA
Molecule: messenger RNA, 366 nt
Organism: Fusarium odoratissimum NRRL 54006
Lineage: Eukaryota; Fungi; Ascomycota; Sordariomycetes; Hypocreales; Nectriaceae
Exons: 1
Coding region: 1-366 (121 amino acids)
Source: RefSeq, a predicted model, not a curated record